Phragmites australis (common reed) is the source of this 2648-nucleotide messenger RNA. RefSeq lists its product as uncharacterized. Bases 326 to 2221 code for a protein of 631 amino acids. Gene Ontology annotation, biological process: protein K48-linked deubiquitination. Gene Ontology annotation, molecular function: K48-linked deubiquitinase activity; cysteine-type deubiquitinase activity. The record is from RefSeq and is a predicted model, not a curated record. Lineage: Eukaryota; Viridiplantae; Streptophyta; Magnoliopsida; Poales; Poaceae. The transcript has 7 exons.
GCACAACCCUGACUCGAGCCAGCAGGCGGGUAGCGCGGAGAGCAGUCCCCAGACGAGCGAGUCGUACUUCACAUCUCUGACACACCCCAUCACCUCCCCGUCGUCUCGCCGUCGCGGCGACCACCCCUACAAAUACGCCCGCCACCUCGGCCGCGUCAGCCGCCGCCACUUCCCGGAUCCCGAUGCGCCGUACCCAGAUUCCAUCUUCUUGUCGCCUCGCUUCCCCGUUCCUAGCUCGAGGCCUCUGACCGGGGCCGAGGCGCCAAGCCCCGCCCUAGGGUUUGGACCGGAUUGAUCCGGCUAGGGUUCGGCGCGAGCUGCUCCAAUGGCGGAUCGGGAGGAGGACGAGGAGCUCCAGAUGGCGCUCCGCAUGAGCCUCCAGGGCUCGCCGCCGGCGCAGCCCGAGCCCGAGCCCAAGCGCAGUAAGCCGCCCCAGCCGCCGGCCGUGGAGUCGCCGGAGGCGGAGGCGCGCCGGAAGCAGCGCGAGCUCAGGGCGGCUGCCGCCGAGAAGCGCCUCCGCGCGGUCUCCUCACCCGCCGCCGUCGCGGUGGCGCGGUCUUCUCCGCAGCCGGAGCCGCCGGCAGUGGCGGAGCCAGCCCCCGCCCCUGUGGUCACCAAGGAGGAGGAGAAGGCGGAGCUCGAACCAACCGGGGUAUCUAUGGAGGAAGCGAAGGGGGACGUGAAUAAGGUGGAGGUGGAGGAGGGGGGAGAGGAAGGGGAGGAGUUGCCUCCGGAAGUCGCAGAGAGGCUGUGGGCAAUGGUGUUUGGGGGAGGGGUUUCAAAGCCGGUCUUGGCACAAUGGAGCAAUCAGGGCAUCAGGUUUAGCUCUGACCCAGAAACAACUAUGGGACUGGUACAACAUGAAGGAGGCCCUUGCGGUGUCUUAGCUACCGUGCAGGCUUAUGUCCUUAAAUAUCUUUUGUUUUUCUCUGAUGAGUUGGGUAAUCCAGAGGCCAGUGACCCAUUGUAUACUCUGGGGCAAAGGUGCUUUUAUCAGAGUUCUUUUGUUGCCGGGGAUGAUUUUUCGUCUCUAACUGAUGAUAGAAAGACGAGAGCAUUGGUUCAUGCUAUGGUGGAGAUUCUAUUUUUGUGCGGAACUGGGAAAACAGCUGUUGUAGCAUCCAUCGCAUGUGUCAAUCAUGGAAAAAUAAAUGCAUUUUUGGAAGGUCUUUCUGUUGAAUCAGCAACGGAUCUGCAGAAAAUUCUUAGAACAAGUACAUUUACAUCAAGGAAGGAUGCAUUCAACAUCCUUUUGGCAAACAUUCCUCUCUUUGAAAGUCGGUUGGGAGCCAUGCUAUUUCUCAUCUCUGCUCUACUCUCACGAGGAUUGGAAUAUAUCCAAGCAGAUAGGGAUGAUCCAAGCCAGCCAUUGGUCACUGCUCCAUUUGGGCAUGCUUCACAGGAAAUUGUGAAUUUAUUACUCUGUGGCGAGGCUGUCCCAAAUGUAUUUGAUGGCAAGAUGGACCUUGGUGGCGCCAUGUCCCUGAAGGGCAUACCAGACAAUGUUGAAGUUGGCUUUCUUACCCUGUUGGAAUCACUAAAUUUGUGCAAGGUUGGUCAGUACCUAAAGUGCCCGAAAUGGCCAAUAUGGGUAGUGGGAAGUGAAAGUCACUACACUGUCCUUUUUGCCCUAAACCCCAACGUUCAAGAGGAGAAUGAGCUGGAAGAGCGUGAAUCCAAAAUAAGGAGGGCAUUUGAUGCACAAGAUCAAAGUGGAGGUGGAGGCUUUAUCAGCGUUGAGGGCUUCCAACAAGUUCUCAGGGAUACCAACAUAAAUUUUCCUUCGGAUAAGCUCGAGGACCUAUGUAAUGCUGGCAUCAUAGUAUGGAGUGAAUUCUGGCAAGCACUGCUACAGUUGGAUAAAAGUUCCGGAGGCAUGAAGGAUCCAACUGGCCUUAUGGGCAAGAAGCAAUUCAAUAUCUAUCACUUCAAUGGAAUUGCCAAGUCUGUGCUGAAUGGGAAUGCAUAUACAGGUGGCUCAAGUCCUAUACAGAGACCCAGGUUAUGCAAGUUAAAUGUCACUGUCCCUCCAAGGUGGACUCAGGAUGAGUAUCUAGCUGAUGUUGUAAGUGCGUCAACCAGCGGCAGGAAGGAUGACAGUGUUCUUUCUCUAGCCCCACCAAUUCAGACUUCUCAGCAUGCACCAUUAGUGGACUGCAUUAGGACACGGUGGGCACGAGCAGUUUGUAGCUGGGCUGGAGAUGUGCCGAGUAUUGUCUGACGCAAUGAAUUUUGUGCUAGUCAUUCUAGCUAUGUUGCUCUUUAAUCCGAUCCCGAAGAGUCUACUCUGAGCAGGCCACUCGAGCUUCCAGACUGUUAAGAUCGUGCUAUGUGAAAAGGCGGAAGAUGCUGCUGGUGUUGUAAUUGCUCUAGCUGAUGAAUAUAUGAUAUUUUUUUCUUCGGCAUGAGUGGUGCUUUAAUGUGUAAUUUUUAUCAGGGGCAUGAAUAUUCUUUUUACCUUCAUUGGCAUUAGAUGUUUACUCGAUUUAUGAAUAUGUUUCGGUCUUUGGCCACAUUCUUUUCUGUACACAGAUAGUUUUGCUGUGUGUUCCAUCUCAUGACACAGUGAGUUGUCUAGCCAGAAGUCAACUGAGUAAACGAGGAUCAACUAUGAAUCAUCUUAUCGGGGCGUUACACCCCUUGAUUUU